GGUAGAUAGCAUAAUGGUUAUGCAAAGAGACUUUCAUGCUUGAGACUCCAAAGUCUUGGGUUUAAGCCCCUGUGCCACCAUAAGCCAGAGCUUAGCAGUACUCUGGUAAAAAAAAAAGUAAAUAAAUAAAAUUAUAUAUAUGGGGGAUGGAGAGCACCUGCUGGGAGUGGUAGAAUUAUGUAGGCAUGAAGGCCCAGCAAAAACUCUGGAGUUAAACAAAUAAAUUAAUAGAUAAUAAAUACAUUACUAUUUAAAAAAUCAAAAGUCCUUUGAGCUCACAGAGUAGACACCAUGAGCAAGGGUCAUCCUCCCAAACUGAAAAAAUUUAUGGGCAAGAAGUUGUGGUUGAAAUUAAAUGGUGUUAGACAUGUCCAAGGAAUACUGUGGGCAUUUGACCCAUUUAUGAAUCUUGUGAUAGAUGAAUGUGUGGAGAUGGCAACUAGUGGGCAACAGAACAAGACUGGAAUGAUGGUAAUAUGUGGAAAUAGUAUCAUCGUGUUAGAAGCCUUGGAACAAGUAUAAAUGCAAUGACUGCUCAACAGGAAGACUGCUCAA
Molecule: messenger RNA, 555 nt
Organism: Erinaceus europaeus (western European hedgehog)
Lineage: Eukaryota; Metazoa; Chordata; Mammalia; Eulipotyphla; Erinaceidae
Product: small nuclear ribonucleoprotein G-like
Exons: 1
Coding region: 292-522 (76 amino acids)
Biological process (GO): spliceosomal snRNP assembly; mRNA splicing, via spliceosome
Cellular component (GO): spliceosomal tri-snRNP complex; catalytic step 2 spliceosome; P granule
Molecular function (GO): RNA binding
Source: RefSeq, a predicted model, not a curated record